Nycticebus coucang (slow loris) is the source of this 4469-nucleotide messenger RNA. RefSeq names its product zinc finger protein ZFP2-like. The coding region runs from base 289 to 3006 and encodes 905 amino acids. NCBI's taxonomy places the organism in Eukaryota, Metazoa, Chordata, Mammalia, Primates, Lorisidae. The record is from RefSeq and is a predicted model, not a curated record. The transcript has 5 exons. Gene Ontology annotation, biological process: regulation of cytokine production; negative regulation of transcription by RNA polymerase II; regulation of immune system process.
CGGGGCACGGAACUGGGGUCCCUUCAUGGCUUUUCUGUCUCCGGGAAGUCCUCGGUGUCUCCGCUGCACCUUCUCUCACUCUAUGACUUGCAGGUACUGAGACACCCACCGGGAGCACAGCGAGUUACUCUGAAAAUCUCGGAAAUGGUCCUACCUAUGGGUGUGGCGGUAGCAAAUGAAAGGAUUGUGCCGAUGCCUUGAAAUUCAUAUUCUCAAGAUGCAGUUAUGAUUUGUCUGGAUAAUGUCACCUGACAAGGAAUCUUAGAGAAUCAAGAGAAAGAAGAAGAAAUGGCAGGUUCUUCUCAGGGAUUGUUGACAUUCAGGGAUGUGGCCAUAGAAUUCUCUCUGGAGGAGUGGGCAUGCCUGGAUCCUGCUCAGCGGAGUUUGUACAGGGAUGUGAUGUCAGAAAACUACAGAAACCUCGUCUCUGUGGGUCUUGCUGCCUCUAAGAUAGACCUGAAUUCCUGUCUAGAGCAAAAGCAAGAGCCCUGCAAUGUGAAGACACACGAGGCAGUAGCCAAACACCCAGAUAUAUUUUCUCAUUUAUCACAAGCCCUGUGGACAGAGAAGUACAUAGAAGCUCCAUUCCAAAAAGUGCUAUUGGGAAGAUUUGCAUGUUUUGGUCUUGAAAAUUUACACUUAAGGACAGACUGGGAUUGUGUAGGUGACUUUGAAGAGAAGAAUGCAUUUUAUGAUGGACAUAAAAAAUGUAAGACAUUAUGUAAUAACAAUAUCAUUCAUAGUGAAGAUGAAGAACACAAAAUGUUUUGGAAAAACACUCCAUUUAUGUCACAUACUUUUGCUGAACCAGAAGUUCCUAUAAGUAAAUAUCAGCGUCAAUUUUUAGAGCAUAACAUUUAUCUGAAAGGAAAUUCUGAAAAUCUAAAUAGGGACUUGGUCCAUGUUCCAAAUAAUUAUUUGGAAAAUUUUAAAUAUAGAAUUGGAUUAAAUGUACAUUCAAACAUUCCUGAAGAUCUGAGAUUUGAAAAUGAAGGAAAGAUUUCUAAAUGUGAUCAGUUUGAUGCAUCACUUUUUAAAAGUUUAUUAUUCUUCCAUAAUAACACAAUACCUUUUUCUGCAAACGUCUACAACAUUGAUCAGUGUGGGAAAGUCUUCACCCAUUCAUCAUUACUUAAUCAAUAUCAGGGAAUAGAUAAUUCAGGACAAAAUCAUACUUGUAAUAAAACUUUGAUAUUCUUUAGCCAGGGCUCCACUAUAAAUAAUUACCAAAAUAUUUGCAUUGAAGACAGAAAUGAUCAAUAUCAUAAAUCUGAGGAAGUCUUUAAUGAAGUCUCUAGUUCUAGAAAAGAUCAGAAAACUCAUUUUCCAGAGAACAAUUACAAAUGUAAAAAAUGUAAGAAAGUCUUUUAUCAAUACUCAAAGCUUAUUGUCCAUCAGAGUAUCCACAUUCCAAAGAAGUCUUACAAAUGUAACAAAUACUUAGAAGCUUUAACCCAGUCUUCAGAACAUUCCCAGGAUGUAGGAAUCCAUUUUGGAGGAAAUUCAUACAGAUGCCAUAAAUCUGAGGAAGACAGUCAAUCAUCAAGUCUAAGAAAUCAUAAUAUUAUCCACACUAAAGAAGAACGCUGCAAAGAUGAAGAAAGUGACAAACCCUUUAACAAUAUUUCACGGGUUAUUCAACAUCAAAGAAUUCAUACUGGAGAAAAAUUUUACAAAUGUAAUACAUGUAGCAAAACUUUUACUCGUUCCUCAAGUCUUACUAUGCACCAAAGAAUUCAUACUGGGGAAAAAUUUUACAAAUGCAAUACGUGUAGCCAAUCUUUUACUCAUUCCUCAACUCUUAUUGUGCACCAGAGAAUUCAUACAGGAGAAAAAUUUUACAAAUGUAAUACCUGUAGCAAAUCUUUUACUCAUUCUUCAACUCUUAUUGUGCACCAGAGAAUUCAUACAGGAGAAAAAGUUUACAAAUGUAGUACAUGUAGCAAAUCCUUUACUCAUUCCUCAAGUCUCAUUGUGCAUCGCAGAAUUCAUACUGGAGAGAAACCCUACAAAUGCAAAGAAUGUGAUAAAGCCUUUAAAAGUAGUUCACAGCUUACUCAGCACCAGAGAACUCAUACUGGAGAAAAACUUUACACAUGUAAAAUAUGUAGCAAAUCCUUUAAUCAUUCUUCACAUCUUAUCGUGCAUCAGAGUAUUCAUUCUGGAGAAAAACCAUACAAAUGUAAAAAGUGUGGUUUGUCUUUUGUCUGCUCAUCAACCCUUAGACGACAUGACAGGAUUCAUACUGGGGAGAAACCAUAUAAAUGUGAUGAAUGUGGUAAAGCCUUCAAUCAAUGCUCACGCCUUACUAUACAUAAGAGAGUUCACACUGGAGAGAAACCCUACACGUGUAAAGAAUGUGGCAAAGCCUUUAAAACUAGAUCAGAACUUACUCAGCAUCAGAGAAUUCAUACUGGAGAAAAACUUUACAAAUGUAAAACAUGUAGUAAAUCUUUCACUCGUUCUUCAUAUCUUAUUUUACAUCAGACAGUUCAUACUGGAGAGAGACCCCACAAAUGUAAAGAAUGUGACAAAUCCUUUAACUACAGUUCACUUCUUACUCAACACCAGAAAACUCACUCUGGAGAAAAAGUUUACCAGUGUAAUACAUGUGGCAAAUCUUUUACUCAUUCCUCAAGUCUUGUUGUGCAUCAAAGAAUUCAUACUGGAGAGAAACCCUACAAAUGUGAAGAAUGUGGCAAAGCUUUUAACUCUAGUGCACAUCUUACUCGACAUCAGAAAAUUCAUACUGGGGAAAAAUUUUACAGAUGUAAUGCAUGUAGCAAAUCUUUUAGUUAUUCUUCAAGUCUUAUUGUUCAUCAGCGAAUUCAUACUGGUGAGAAACCUUACAAAUGUGAAGAAUGUGGUAAAGCCUUUAAUCAGUGCUCAAAUCUUACUAAACAUAAGAGAAUUCAUACUGGAGAGAAACACUACAGAUGUAAUGAAUGUGGCAAAGCCUUUACCUCUAGUUCACAUCUCAUUAAGCAUCAGAGAAUUCAUACUUAAGAAAAACACUUCAAAUAUUUUGAAUGUGACAAGGCCUUUAACUGUAGUACAAAUCUUACUCAGCAUCAGAAAAACUACAGGUGCAAUAAUUCAGAUGAUAUGUUUAUCUAAAAUACACAACAUAGAAAUCUCCUGAAAAUCAUAGGGAAAGAAAAUUUAAUGAUGUAUGAAAUGAAAAAGUUUAAUUAAAAUGCAAGUUUAAUUGCAUCAGGGUAUUCACGGGAAAAAGUCUAAAGCACAAACCCAAAUUUGUACCUAAACAAUAUUUGUGUGUGUAUGAAUAAUCCAGAUCCAAAGCAAUUUCUUCAUAUGCUUCAAAGAAGUUAACAACAUUGAUAUUUGGAAAGGCAUAGUUGUUCAAUACUUUUAUUUGUAUUGACAGUAUUCUAGUUGUUUACAAGGAGGUAUUAAUGUAAUUCAAAUCUUUUUUUUUUUUUUUUGCAGUUUUUGGUUGGGGCUGGGUUUGAACCCACCACCUCCAGUAUAUGGGGCCAGCACCUAUUUUUCUUUCUUUGUUUUUUUUUUUUUUUUUCAUGAGACAGAGUCUCUCUUUGUCACCCUUUGUAGAGUGUCGUGGUGUCAUAGCUCACAGCAACCUCAAACUCUGGGGCUUAAGCAAUUCUCUUGCCUCAGCCUCCCAAGUAGCUGGGACUAUAGGCACCCAUCCCAACACCCAGCUGUGUAAUACUAUGCCUUAAUUUCUGGUGUUUAAAUGGAAAUAUUUGUUCUUUGCAUCAGAACUGUUAGACACCAUUCUAUACUAGGUGAAUAUUAUUAAUACCAAUUUUUUCAUAGAUGCAUUAUUACAUAUGGAAAACACUUGAAGAAAAUUUAAAGAUAGAUGCAGUUGGUAUUUGACUUGUACAGCAUUCAUGCAUGUAAGCAUAUGCUGUGUGCUGUGAACAUUAUUCUGAAUUUAAGUGAUGGGAGCAAUCUGAAUUUUCUAAAUCAAUCAUUUUUCCAAGUGAUUUUUUAGUUGAUAAAAUGUCUAGUUAGUCAAAAUACAGCAGUAUCUUUAUGGUAGAAUGAAGUAGAAGUCUUGAGUAUUAUUUGGUGUGAUAGAAGACAUAGUAGAAAUAUUUCAUAUUAUUUAAUGUGGUAGAAAUAAAUACGUCUUCACAGAUUUCAUCGAAAAGUGGAGAUUACUUCUGUCUUGAAGAUUGUGAAUAUAUUUAAAAUAUUGUUCACUAAAUAAUCAGCCUCACUCUUUUAACAUGGAGAAAUCACUUGUCAGAAGAAAAAUAAUGCUUCUGGUGUUCCUGCAACUAUUUUAACUAGAGAUCAUAUAUAGUAGAUUUUCAGAUACUUUCUAAGACUGUGUUUGAACAUAAUAUGUUUUUAUCAAUGUAACGACAUAAUUUUAAAACUUCAACACUGAUGUGUAAUAAAUUGACUUUUAUUCUGUUAUCAAUCUUUUUUUUUAUUGUUGGGGAUUCAUUAAAGGUACAAGAAACCAGGUUACA